This is a messenger RNA of Lotus japonicus, 2352 nucleotides long. Its product is annotated as polygalacturonase 1 beta-like protein 3. The record is from RefSeq and is a predicted model, not a curated record. The coding region runs from base 222 to 2117 and encodes 631 amino acids. NCBI's taxonomy places the organism in Eukaryota, Viridiplantae, Streptophyta, Magnoliopsida, Fabales, Fabaceae. The transcript has 3 exons.
AGUAAAUAGAAUGCGCGUCAUUUGGCGUUUCAAGGGCUAUAAAUACCCUCCUAUCCCCAUGCGUAUUGUUCAUGCAAACUGUCCACCAGAUCAAGUAAAUUCUCAGCAUUCACCCAUAGGAGAGGAUGGAACAUAACAUUUCCACUUGAUAUAAAGAUUUGGAUACAACACAAACCACUCAACCAACAUUCUCAACUCUUUGGAGGAAAACUAGUACUACUAUGAACAAACAACACACCUUCUUCUGUUUCUUUAUCCUCUUCUUCUUCUUCUCAAAUCUCAAUGUUGGUUCCGCCGCCGAUGCGGUGGCCGGAGACAAAAAUCCCUUCACCCCGAAGGCCUAUGUGGUGCGGUAUUGGGACAAGGAGAUCCGCAACGGGCUGCCCAAGCCGUCGUUCCUGUUGACGAAAGCGUCGCCGCUGAGCGCAGUGGAUUCCGCCUCGUUCGCCAAGCUAGCUGCCGGCGGCGCACUCUCCACGCGCCUGCCGGAGUUUUGCUCCGCUGCGAACCUCCUCUGCUUCCCGGAGGUUGGCCCCAGCCUCGAGAAGCACGACAAGGACGCCAGCUUCGCCGUGUACCGGGACAAGAACUUCACCAACUACGGAACGGGUCGACCCGGCGGGGUCGACUCGUUCAAGAACUACUCCGACGGGGAGAAUAUUCCGGUGAACGAUUUCCGCCGCUACAGCCGCAACUCCGCCGGACACAAGGAGAGUUUCCUCAGCUAUGGCUCCGACGGCAACGUGGUGGACCAGAGCUUCCACACCUACGCCGCCGGAGCCACCGGCGGCGCUGGCGAGUUCAAGCGCUACUCCGACCAAGUCAACGUCCCUGACCUCCGAUUCUCCUCCUACUCCGACGACGCCAACGGGAGAACCCAAUCGUUCACCGCCUACUCAGAAAACGGCAAUGCCGGAGACCAAUCGUUCACCAGCUACGGCAAGAACGGAAACGGCCCCACCGACGAGUUCACCUCCUAUGGAAAAAGCUCCAACGUCGUCGGGUCCGGAUUCUCCAACUACGCCGAGAACGCCAACGCCGCCAACGACACGUUCAAAGGCUACGGCAUCGACAUGAACAACCCCACCAACACGUUCACCAACUACGCCUCCGGCGGCAACGGCGCCACCGAGCAUUUCACCAACUACCGCGACCAAGCCAACGUCGGCGCCGACUCCUUCACCUCCUACGCCAAAUCCGCCAACGCCGCCGAUGUCGGUUUCACCAACUACGGCAAAUCGUUCAACGAAGGAACCGACACAUUCACCGGCUACGCCAAAAGCGCCAAGGGCGAAACCAAGGUGGAUUUCAAAGGCUACGGCGUCAACAACACGUUCAAGGAGUACACGAAAGACGGUGUAUCAUUCUCCCAAUACACCAACGUGAGCACUUCACUGGAAAAUCAGAAGCUGCUGAAAACUCCGGCGAGUGGCAAUUUGGUAAAAAGAUGGGUUGAACCGGGCAAAUUCUUUAGAGAGAAAACACUGAAAGAAGGAACUGUUAUCCCUAUGCCAGACAUUAGAGAUAAAAUGCCUAAAAGGUCGUUUUUACCCCGGAGCAUUCUCGCGAAAUUACCAUUCUCAACCUCGAAGAUUUCUGAGCUGAAACAAAUGUUCAAAGCUUCUGAUAAUGGCUCCAUGGAGAAGAUGAUGAGGGAUUCACUGCAAGAGUGUGAGAGAGUCCCUAGCCGGGGUGAGACCAAGCGGUGUGUGGGGUCCAUUGAGGAUAUGGUUGAUUUCGCCACCUCUGUUCUCGGCCGCAAUGUGGUGGUGAGAACCACCGAGAAUGUAAACGGGUCGAACAAGAAAGUGAUGGUGGGUCGGGUUCAAGGGGUCAACGGUGGGAAGGUGACCCGGUCGGUUUCUUGCCACCAGAGCUUGUUUCCUUAUCUUCUCUACUACUGUCACUCUCUUCCUAAGGUUCGGGUCUACCAAGCGGAUCUUCUUGACCCGAAUACCAAGGCCAAGAUCAACCAUGGUGUUGCUGUUUGUCAUGUGGAUACCUCUGAUUGGAGCCCCACCCAUGGAGCUUUUCUUUCUCUCGGGUCGGGUCCGGGUCGGAUUGAGGUUUGUCACUGGAUCUUUGAGAAUGAUAUGAGCUGGGCUACUGCUGAUUGAGGAAAGAAAAGAAACAAGAUCAAUCAAUUCUGCUAAGAAAAUUUAGCAGUUUAUUGCUAUUCCACUCAAGAACAAUUUCUUUCUAAUUUUCAAAAUUUUAAGCAAUGUAAUUUUUUACUUUUACCUCUUAUAGGAAAGCUUAAGUUAUGGCUUUUACUUUAGGAAGAACAAGGUAUAUUCUAUAUCAUGAUUAUUAUUACUAUUAUUAUUUACUCAAAAUCAUCAUUAGCUUCAA